This is a messenger RNA of Anoplopoma fimbria (sablefish), 2141 nucleotides long. RefSeq lists its product as uncharacterized. Lineage: Eukaryota; Metazoa; Chordata; Actinopteri; Perciformes; Anoplopomatidae. The transcript is spliced from 5 exons. The coding region runs from base 152 to 931 and encodes 259 amino acids. The record is from RefSeq and is a predicted model, not a curated record.
GAAGGUCCCACUUGUUGCUGCUGACGGACGGAGAGAGAACCACCACCGAGCCGUCUGCACUUCUGCAAUCCGAAACCUUCAACACAACACAACACAGCAGCUCCUCUGCAGCUCCACCGCCUCAUCCGCGGCUCUCAGGAUCUCUGGUUUGAUGUCUGCGUCAGUCCCGUAUCCAUCGCCCUGUGGACGCUUCAGUCUGGUGUGUGGACUCCUCCUCCUGGCCUCCUCACCACUCCUCGCAGCAGGCCGACUGAGUAACUGCACUCACCCUCUGGUGCCAGAACAUGGAGGUUUCCGCUGCGACCCGUCGCCCUGUCAAGGUUUCCCCCACAAGAGCUCCAUUCACUUCUUCUGUGAGCCCGGAUACCACGUCCACAACAAGGUCGGUGUCUCCAGGUGUCGCCAUGGGAGGUGGCAGCCCUCGAUUCCUACCUGCAUCCCCAUCAGAGAGGGUCCCAACGUGCGCUCUGACGACCGAGUGAACGAUUCGAUGCCCAGCAUGGCCACAACGGCGGUGGGCGUGUCCAUCUUCCUGCUCACCACCACUGCCUGCCUGGUCGUCAAGUCCCGCCUCUACCCCUGUCAAUCACACAGCAGCCGUCGCUCCUCAGACCAGCUGGACCUGAUGGUGGACGGCCUUCCCGUCUCCCUCCCCUCCUACGAGGAGGCGGUGUACGGAAGCUGGGGGCAGCGCCUCCCCGCCUUCUCAGCGCCGGGACCCACCCAGCUCCUACUGGCUCAGGAAGCUCCCAGCUGUCACCCGACGUCUCUCAACAACCAAUCAGGCGGCAGCAACCGCCCCCUCCUGUCCAGCCCCGACAACCCCCCGCCCCCGUACGAGGAGGUCCAGACGUCACGCCCCGGAGACAGGAUGAGUGACGGGGACGUCCGGCAGCUACAUGUUGCGUUUUCAGAUGACAAGGACACUUGAUUGACAGACUGUGGGGUUCACAUGUGACUACAUGUUGUUUAGCAAUGGAGGAUUUCGAUUGACAGCUGCAGUGUUUACUCUGCAUAUGAUCAAUAUAAAACCAGACUGCACUUUUCCUGAUCGGCUGCAGCUCACCAGCAUCACACGCUAAUUUGUAAAGUGUGUCGUAAGAAUGUAAGUGACAGAGGAGGGAGUUUAUGUGAUGUAUCGUUAAACCUUUAGAUCCUGAAUGCCUUAUUUUUAGUGUGAUGACACGGUAUUUCAUUGUUUAAACUAUAUUUUUGAUGAGAAUCCAUAAGUUAAGAUACAAAAAUCAUCACACAAACUUGAAUUAUGAGGUUUUCACAGGACAGCAUUCAUAUCAAAGUGUGUUUUCAGUGUUGCUCUGGAGACAUCUUCCAUCUUCUCCCGUCAGUGAUGGUAAAGACUGUGCUGUUGCAGAAGGAAAACCCUGCGUUUCCACGGCAACAGACUCCAUUCCAUUUCUAUCGAAUUCUAUCGUUUGUAAAGCGUUUCUCUUGGUGGUGGUGUUGAUUUGAAGCCAGCGUGGUGCCCAGCAGUGGCAGAAGAAGUAUUCAGACCCUAUACUUCAGUAAAAGUACUAAUACCAUGCUAGUGCUGGGACACUCGGCCGAUUGAUUGUGACAAGCAGCAUGUCGUGAUAUUUAUUUUGUGUAUUGCAGAUAUUUAGAGACGUGAAAAUGAUCGGAAGUGUUUCUCCAGUGAUGAGUGAAGUAAAAAAUGUAUAAUAUUUAGAUUAAUUUAAAUGUACAGUAAGAAGAAUCUGAAAUAAUUGUACAUUAAUUUGGCCUGGUGGCAUCGAUGCAGACACACCAAGGUGCUUUUAACAGUUUUCAUUCAACAACCUGCAAAGAAAACCCCACAUAUGUUGGACCAAAUAACCUGAAACUCAUUAAACAUUGUGUGUGUGUGUGUGUGUGUGUGUGUGUGUGUGUGUGCGUGUGUGCGUGUGUGUGUGUGUGUGUGUGCGUGUGUGCGUGUGUGUGUGUGCGUGCGUGUCCUCACUUCACCCGGCUGGUUCCCUCUUUGUCUCUCUCUUACCUGCAGAGCGACUGACGCCUUCACAGACCUUGAAUGUAUUUUAUGUUUCAUAUUGUGGCAACAAAUCUUAAAUAUGGAUUGUAAUAUUUACUAAAAGAUUAUUUGUACAUUGUAUUAUUGCACAGAAUUAUAUGAUGAAUAAAUGUUG